Columba livia (rock pigeon) is the source of this 1967-nucleotide messenger RNA. Its product is annotated as 1-acyl-sn-glycerol-3-phosphate acyltransferase alpha. The record is from RefSeq and is a predicted model, not a curated record. The transcript has 6 exons. Gene Ontology annotation, biological process: phosphatidic acid biosynthetic process. NCBI's taxonomy places the organism in Eukaryota, Metazoa, Chordata, Aves, Columbiformes, Columbidae. Gene Ontology annotation, cellular component: endoplasmic reticulum; membrane. The coding region runs from base 406 to 1308 and encodes 300 amino acids. Gene Ontology annotation, molecular function: 1-acylglycerol-3-phosphate O-acyltransferase activity.
UUGCCACACCCAUGGUGGAAGCAACCCUUGGAGCCUUCUCUGAGUCACGCUAGUGGAACUGGGGCAUCCUUCAGCUGGUGGCACGGAGACCAUGGCACUCACCACCCUCAGGGGCAACAAUUUCUUCCUUAUGUCCGGCCUGAAUCUCCUCUCUUUUAGUAUAAAACCAUCACCCCUUGUCCUAUCAUGACAGACCCUGCUCAAAAGUCUGAGCCAGUCCAUCCUCAAGCUUCUGUACAGGGUGAGAUGCACACAGCACCUUCCCCUGGACUAGCCCCAAACACCCACCUGCUGCUCUGGUGACACACCUGAGUCACCUGCCACGCUCCUCGGCAUUCCCUGAUCCACUCCUCCUGCUCCCGGGGACACGGGCUGAGGUCCCCAGCAUCCUCCUGCCGGGGCAGCAUGAUGGACAUGGUCCUGCUCCAUGGGCUACUGCUCCUCCUCCCUUUGGCAGCCCUGCUGCUUUACCGGUACAAUGCCACCUUCCACUACUUCUGCAAGAUGGCUUUCUUCCACUGCUGGCUCGUGGUCAUGGCCACUGUCCUCUUCCCCUUGGCUCUCCUUCGGGGCCGCUCCGUGGAGAACAUGAAGCUCCUGCGUUUUGCCAUCCGGCCUCUCAAACACUUAUAUGGCAUCAAGAUGCAGGUGUGUGGCUCUGAGAAUCUGAACACCAAGGAGCCCUAUGUGAUGGUUUGCAACCACCAAGCUACCAUUGACCUCAUGGGCAUGGUGGAGUUCCUUCCUGACCGCUGCGUGCCCAUCGCCAAGAAGGAGCUCGUCUACAUGGGCAUCGUGGGGUGGGCCUGCUGGCUCAGCGGCUUCAUCUUCAUCAACCGCCACAAAACAGAAGAUGCGAUCUGUGUCAUCUCCCGGACAGCCAGGACCAUGCAGCGUGAAAACCUCCGAGUGUUGAUUUUCCCUGAAGGCACCAGGAAUGGGGACAAAUCCAUGCUGCCCUUCAAGCGCGGGGCUUUCCACUUGGCCGUGCAAGCACAGGUUCCCAUUAUCCCCAUUGUGAUCUCCCCGUACUGGGACUUCUUCAGCUCCAAGGAUAAGAAAUUCACAUCUGGGACGUGCACCAUCCGAAUCCUCCCCAGGGUAGAAACCCAGGGCCUGAGUCCCAAGGAUGUCCCCCAGCUGACAGAGACUGUCCGCCAGGCCAUGGCUGAUGCCUUUGCUGAGAUGUCUGCAGGUCACCGUGGGGACCAUCAUGCUGAGCAGCUCCCCCACUGCACCAGAGCCAGUGCUGGCAGGGGGACGAGAAGCCUUCAGUGUGACAAGGACACAAGCAGGGCCAGCAAUUAGGCAGCAGGACUGAGCCCCUUGGGGACAUGAGGGAGGUGGCACAACCGUAGGCUGGGCAAUGCUGUCUCUUUGUCCCCGUGGAUGUGUCCACCAGACUUGGUAGGUCCAGCAGGAUGGUGCCCUGGUGCCAGGGGAAGCAGAGCAGUGCAGGAGGGCACCAGGCAGCACCCUGCCUGCACACUGGGUAGCGGGGAGAGAUGUGAUGGGCAGGGUUUGGGGUUUGUUGCACUAUUUGAGGGUGGUAAAAUGCUGGCCCAGAUUGGCCAGAGAGGUGGUGGCUGAACCAUCCCUGGAGACAUCCCAGACUGGGCUGGACGGGGCUCUGAGCAACCUGAGCUGGUGAAGAUGUCCCUGCUCAUGGCAGGGGGGGCACUGGGGGAGCUGGGAAGGUCCCUCCCAUCCCAGACUAUUCUAUGGUUCUAUGAUUUACCCCUGAUGGUGUGACUGGCAGGGGGGUUCACCCAUGGUCAUGCUGGGUCACUUCUUCCAGAGGCUUCUGCAAGCUGGUGAUGCUGUUCAGAUGCAGUCACCUCUGGGGAGAGGUCCAGAGCACAGUGCGGGGGGGGACAGGAGGUCCAGGGUGCAUUGCCAUGUGGAUAGAGCAUCCUUCAUGCUGAUCUAUGAGACAAAGGUGCAAGAUUAAACAGUCUGUACCUGGU